Molecule: messenger RNA, 4191 nt
Organism: Auanema sp. JU1783
Lineage: Eukaryota; Metazoa; Nematoda; Chromadorea; Rhabditida; Rhabditidae
Source: the annotation of a GenBank genome assembly
AUGGAUGAUAGAAAGGAUGAUGAUGUUGUAGAAGAUAUUGAUGAACGACGGCUUCAUCGAAAAGCUUAUGAAUAUCUUUGUCGUCUUUUAGAAGUUCGAAGCUGGUUAAUUGACUGUCUGCAAGAUGAAUCAGUCGCCACCGUCACUGAUUUAGAAGAAAAUUUUCGAAAUGGAGUUAUAUUAGCUCGUUUGUCAAAUUUUUUUGCAUCAAAUCUCGUUCCGACAAAAGCCAUAUAUGAUAUCAGUCAAGAGAAGUAUGAGAACAAUGAGCAUAUUCCCGUCUAUCGACACACCGAUAACAUCAUGUUAUGGAUAAACGCCAUGAGGAGCGUCCAUCUGCCGGAAAUUUUCAUUCCGGAGACGGUAGAUGUGUUCGAAGGAAGGAAUAUUAAAACAAUUUUCUGUUUGUACGCCUUGGCAACACUGCUUUACAGAUUACGAAAAGCUCCUCGGAUGCGUAAUUUGGCCGGAAAAGCUGUAUUUACACAAAAUGAAUUGGAUGAAAUGAAAGUGAAAGUAAAUGAGUCUAAGCUACCAGAAUUUGGUGAUGUUGAUGGAUUUUUAUCAAAUAUGACAACAGAUGAGAAAGCUGUUGCAAUUGCCAUACAGAAGAUUAAUAAAGAAAUUGAUAAUCAAGACGCUGAACAGCUUCUGACAGCAUUACAUGAUGCUGAUGCUGGCAUUCUACAUGUUGAGAAGGAUUUGUCGGACGGUUAUUUGAAAAAUUUGGUAAAAGCUAAAAAGCCAAAUGAGAUGUUGAGUAAACAAGAAAUUCAAUUGAUCAUCUCUGAAACAAAUAAUGUCUAUGCUAUUGAUGAGAUUAACUUGUUAAUGGAAAAUCAAUCAAGUGAUUCAAAGAAACUUCUUUACUUAUUAGAUCUUCUACAAUUUGAGCAGACUCGAGAAUUUGCAAUUCCUCUCUAUCUUUCAACUAUUUCAUUUAAAAAGUCAUCGGAGAACAAAAAAUUGAAUCGAAAUGAGCUGAUUGAGUUAUUAACAAUUGCCAAUGCCUUGGCCGAAGUUAAGCUUUUCGUUCAACAAGGCUCCUCCGCUGAUGUUUUCAACGCUUUACAAAACCCUUGUCUUCAGCUCAAACCAAAAGAAGAAAACGCUAAGCUCUAUUAUAACAGACUCCGAUACCUGUAUGAGAAAACUGAACCGGAAUUUUUCCUCAAUCGCUCUGAGCUUGAUAACGUCAUCUUCGAGUUUGAGAAUCUAACAGCUGAACAUCGAAAUGUAAUGGAACUGAAAAGUUCGCUUGAACGAAACGAAUAUGAGAUCAUCAAAGAGAUCCUUCGUCAGAUUUGUGGCUCCAAUUACAUUGAAGAGAAUUUCGAAUACUAUCUGAAUAAGUUAAAUCAAAAUCCUCCACAAUCAUCAGAAGAUGUGGUGAAAGGUGUGAAGCUGGUUAAUGAGAAGACUGUUGAAGCAUUUGCCCGAGCUGAUGCUGUUUUACGAUUGAAUAAAGCUAUAAAAAAACACAAUUCAAGUAAAAUCAGAUUGAAUCUGACUGGACUUGUAACCUCGACAGACUUUUCCAAUUAUCGUCAAGAAUUAAUCUUCUGGUAUGUAAAUCGAUUAAUAGCUGAAGGGGAUAUAAGAAAGAAAGACGAACUGCCAGCCGUUGCCGAUGAGCUAUGGAUAUGUGAGCAAUUCAGUUAUGGUUAUGUAUAUGUUGAGACAACUGAACUCAUUAAAACGACAACACGUCGACAUAACAUCGAUGCAUCCAUCAUCAACUCCAAACAGAUACAGAAUAUAAUUGAUGAUGAAAAUGCUAAUUUUGAAAAGCAUUAUGAGGAUGAGGAGGAUAAAGUCAGAAAAUCACAACAAAUUCUCAGACGAUAUUUACGAAACAAAAAGAAUAAGGAAGCAUUAGCUGAACAACUACGUCAGGAUGAUGCCGCCAAGAAGAUUCAACACAAUUAUAAGAAAUACAAGGAUAGACAGGAUCAGAAUAAACUACGAUCUGAAGACAAUCCUUCUCUUGAACUAGUCCGCAAGUUCGUUGGAGCUCUACAGAACUGGGAAGAUGAUUUGGUACAGGAGUUAGAUUUGGAGCAUUUGAAAUCGAAAGUAUGGCAUCUUCGUGUUUCAAAUCAACAACUAGAUGGCUCCUUACAAGACUUGGAUACCAAAAUUGGACUGUUAGUUAGAAACCGUCUGAAUUUACAAGAUGUUAUUGAACACAAAAACAAGAUUUCGGAUCAGAACGAUAAUUUCCGUACUAGGCCAGCUAGCAUUCGCAAGAAGGCAAGAGAUCAGCAGGAGAAACUAGAACAACUCAUGUAUCAUCUACAAGCUGAUUCUGCAUACUUGGCCAACCUCAUUCAGUCCGAUGAACGUCGAGACUUUGACGGAGUAAACAUCAUUUCUGACUGUAUUGCUCCUAUCUUUGGAUUCAUUACGGAUAAGAGAGAAGAGUUUCUAUUGGUCAAGCUGUUAUGUGAACUCAUACUUAGAAACGUGGAAAAGUCCAGCUCUUCAGAUGGCAUUCUCAGCUCAAAGGACAUUCCUUUUAUGAAAAGUGUUUUAACCAACGAUAUGCUAAGUGUAUCAGAUCAAGAUCCAACAACUGCCAUCAAAGAAGUUAUCGAAACGGUAGCCAAAGUGAACGAGAACUUUGCUUUCAAUCUCAAUCCUCGAACUAUCCUUGCUGAUACUCGUGAUGAUAUUCCUAUUGAGGAACUACUGAACAAGCCUAUAGUCAAAGAGGUUCUGGACAAUUCCAUCUCAUUUCUAUCAGAGAAAAGUGAGAAAAUCGUCGAUGCUCUUAUCCAGAACUACAAAUUCCCGAAGAGAAUCCUCUAUCUGACAGCUUAUCUUAAUGAUAUUCUCAUUCGACAGUUCCCAACAACCUCAAGAUCUGAAUUGGAUCGAAUAAUUUCAGUUUUCAUUUUCGAAUGUUACUUCCAUCCACUGUUGAUAUCUAAGAAGAGCAUUCAACGAUCAGCCAAAAUCGAUUUGAAUGAAACAUCAACUCAUGCUCUCGAAGCUCUUAUUCAAUUCAUUGGAUUUGGAAUUAAGAACCGAGGGUAUGGAAAUUCGCAAUAUUAUUUAAGUGUUCUCAAUAAGGACAUUCACAUAAUAAACGAGAAGUUCACGAGCUUCGUGAGGAAGCAAGUUGACAACAUAACGUUUGAGGACAUUUAUGGAUUAAAUGAAUUCACUCACUUCGAUCCUGCUCACAAACCAACUCUGUGUUUAAAAGAAAAACAACUCACAACAAUCCUGAAGUAUUUAAAAUUAAAUGCUCCAGUGAUUAUUCCGGGCACGGGUAUGCAACUUCACAAUCUCAUCGCCAAUUGCUCUGCUCCAACACGAUUGACGGAUGAGAAAUACAUAGCGCUUCAGCUUCAACCAAUGAGAGGGUUAGAUGAGAAUCGAACUGCUAAACAGGAAAUAUUCAUAAAGACGAAGAAGUUCGUUGUUGAUUUACUGCUUUCUGGUCUUCCCGGAAGCUCAGUCGAGGAAUUGAUCGCAGCUGAGCCUUCUGAUGAAGUUUUGAAAGCUUAUAACUCCUUUUACAACCCAGAACAUAUAUCUUUGAAAGAGAAGCAAGCUUUGAUUGAGAAAGGUCUUAGAGAACUGCAUACUAUUGGAAGAACUUCAUUUACAGAUGGGCAUCAGAGCAUUGUUACGGACAUAGCUAAUGAUGUCAGAUUGACGACCAGAAGAAGGAAAGAAAGAGGAGAUUUGAAGAAAUGUUUGCUCCAAACGGAAGAGAAGCUCGAAGCCCAACGAGAAGAACUUAGCUCCCGUUUGCAGGAUUAUGCUCAAUAUUUGGACACUUGUUUGGAUAACUUGGGAAGAACUGCCAAGAGAAUGUCUUUCCGACCAAAUACGGAAGUAGCCGGUAAACUUCAGAAAGAACGUUUAUCAUCGGGCAAUUAUACUGUCAGAGAGACUAACUUAGAUAAGUUAAUUAAGAAAAAAGUAGUUUCAUCUGUCAAUUUGCCUGAUCAAAAGAAGUUGGGAAAGUUAACGGUUCGGUUAAGUCAAACGGACAAGAAAGGUUAUUUCCAAAUGGAUAUCUGUGAUCAUAAGAAUGUUGUGAAGAGCUUGGUUUUUGAUUUCCAGGAUAUCCUGUCAAAAGAAGCUGUUGAAGAUGACAUCUGGAUUGACAACACCAUAGAAUUUAAUAUAAUUAACUUGAAAAACUAUAUCAAUCGAAAGUUUUUCAGCAAAUAA